GCACGGGCGACCAACUUCUUCUCCGCAGCGUCCGCAACGGACUCCUCCUUUCGUCUGCCAACCCUCCACUCCCUCUUCUAGCUCAUGACAGUGCCUUGAACAUACAUACCUGCAAAUAAUUUCUCAACCUUGCCGAUUCAACUACUGUCGCUGCAUGGCCGUCCUCAAUGACGCCCCCGACGCGGACGAGACCUCGUUCCAGGUCUUCGCCCGCUCCUUCGCCAUGAUUAUCUUCUCCGAGAUCGGCGACAAGACGUUCCUCAUCGCCGCCAUCCUCGCCAUGCGCCACCCGCGCCUCGUCGUCUUCUCAGGCGCGUUCGCGUCCCUCGUCGUCAUGUCCUUCCUCUCCGCCGAGCUCGGAAACCUCCUCCCCACUCUUCUCCCGAAGCGGUGGACACAGGCCGCAGCGGCAGUGCUGUUCCUCGUGUUCGGCGCGAAGAUGCUCCAGGAGGCGCGGGCGAUGCGGCCGGACAAGAUGGAGGAGGAGAUGAAGGAGGCGGAGGAGGACAUCGAGGGCGAUGACGCGAUGGCAGACGGCACGGGCGUAGGGCUGGGGGAGGCUGAAGACGUCAUACCACUGGAGGAGGUCGAGGAGGGAGGCCGGCCUGAGGCGCACGCCCGGAAGCUGAGCGUCGGUUCGAAUGGGAGCGUACGGACACGGAAAGCGAAGUCCGCGGCGAAGGAGUACGCGGAUGCAGCACGGAACUUCUGCAGUCUUUUCCUCGGCCCUGUGUUCGUCCAGGCAUUUGUCCUCACUUUCCUCGGCGAGUGGGGAGACCGGAGCCAGAUUUCUACCAUUGCCCUCGCAGCUGCACAUAAUGUAUACCUUGUAACACUGGGCACUAUCAUUGGUCAUUCAUGUUGUACUGCCCUCGCCGUCAUCGGCGGUCGCUACGUCUCCACGAAAAUAUCCGUCAAGCAUGUCACGCUCGCCGGCAGCGCGCUCUUCCUCGGCUUCGGCCUCAUCUACGUAUACGAAGCUUUCGCUUCAAUAGACACGGACAACGCAGACUUCAACCCCGCAAAUUAGAUAGCUACCGCAUUGCAUGCACAUAUACUACCCCGCAGCGACUUGUAUAAUUUCUCAUUGUGGCACUGAGUCUCGGUUUCGCCUCGCUUCCAUAGCUAGGAACUACUGCCCACGGAGGGUAAGUGAGGACAUAUAACGAGGCAAUAAUUUCUUUCGUCACCUUUUGCUAUAUUUGGAACGAAUUGAUGAUAUUUGACGGUCCUUGGGAUUGCUGGCUUCCGUACAUAACUGCGCUAGGUACCAGUCGUGUUUGCUGCUGCUGCUUGCAACCCGCUAGGUUUCAAGCAGCGAACACGACCAGAUACUGAAUCGGGGUUGGGAUCUCAGCCACCCUACCUAGUCGGUCGGUGCCCUCCCUGUCUGCCACCUGCUCCACAACAACGAAAUAAUUACGAGCAUCUCAGUGACCAUCU
This is a messenger RNA of Rhodofomes roseus, 1443 nucleotides long. RefSeq lists its product as uncharacterized. The coding region runs from base 155 to 1030 and encodes 291 amino acids. The record is from RefSeq and is a predicted model, not a curated record. Gene Ontology annotation, biological process: calcium ion transmembrane transport; Golgi calcium ion homeostasis; Golgi calcium ion transport. The transcript has 4 exons. Gene Ontology annotation, molecular function: manganese ion transmembrane transporter activity; calcium ion transmembrane transporter activity. NCBI's taxonomy places the organism in Eukaryota, Fungi, Basidiomycota, Agaricomycetes, Polyporales, Fomitopsidaceae. Gene Ontology annotation, cellular component: Golgi apparatus; fungal-type vacuole membrane.